AUGUCGCUAGUUCGAGUGAAAUCUCAAUUCUGCUAUGGGAUAUCUCAAUAUGAUCGAUGUUCACCAAAUAGUGCUUGUGCCUGUUUCUAUAUCGCAGGUGCUAUUGACAUUGGUAUUUGUAGCGAUGAAUUCGUCGAUUGUUCUGAGCUAGUUACAUGUGAACAGCCAGACAACCUUUGUCAUGAGCCUAAUCAUAGAUGUGUUCAUCAUCCUCGAUGUCGCAAUCUUCCGGUUUGUUAUCCAGUCUCGAGUUUUAAUCGACAACUUUGUCCACCGACAGCAAUGAUUCCUAAUAUUCCUGUUAAUGCUCGAUGGACACAGAAUGGUGUGACCGUUGCUGGAGGCCAUGGACGAGGCAAUGGCACGAAUCAACUCUAUCGUCCUCUCGGUCUCUUCGUUGAUGAUGAUGAAACGAUGGUCAUUGCUGACUUCGAGAAUCAUCGUAUGAUGCAAUGGAAGAUGGGUGAUACGAAUGGACAAGUUGUAGCUGGUGGCAAGGGCCUUGGAUAUCGAUUGGAUCAAUUCAAUUUUCCGAGUGAUGUGUUGAUCGACAGAGAGACAAAUAGUCUCAUUAUUUGUGAUAAUGACCGAGUGGUACGAUGGUCUCGUCAUAGCGGCACAACUCAAGGAGAAAUUCUCAUCAAAGGCACCUCUUGUGCAGGACUGGUCUUGGAUAAUCAGAGACAUCUCUACAUCGCUGCUAUGAGCAGAGCUGAAGUAAGACGAUAUCGAAUAGGAGACAACAAUGGAACUAUCGUGGCUGGUGGCAAUGACUGGGGUUCUGGUCUCCAUCAACUCAACACUCCGUCCCGCAUCUAUGUCGAUGAACAAGAGGCUGUCUACGUGUCAGACAGCGAAAAUCAUCGUGUAAUGAAAUGGAACAAAGGUGCAAAAGAAGGAAUUGUUGUUGCUGGGGGUCAAGGCAAAGGAAACUCUCUGACACAAUUGUCGAAUCCUUGGGGACUAUUCGUCGAUACAUUGGGUACCAUCUAUAUAGCAGAUCGCAACAAUCAUCGAGUGAUGCGUUGGCUUAAAGGAGCAACACAGGGCACUGUCAUUGUAGGUGGCAAUGGUGAUGGAGAAGGAGCUAAUCAGUUGGAUCGUCCUAUAGGUUUGUCUUUCGAUCGACAUAGAAAUAUAUAUGUUGCCGAUCAAUAUAAUAAUCGUAUUCAACGUUUUUCUAUCGAGUAA
Messenger RNA from Rotaria sp. Silwood1, 1191 nucleotides. The record is from the annotation of a GenBank genome assembly. Lineage: Eukaryota; Metazoa; Rotifera; Eurotatoria; Philodinida; Philodinidae.